This is a messenger RNA of Ramularia collo-cygni, 2112 nucleotides long. RefSeq lists its product as uncharacterized. The record is from RefSeq and is a predicted model, not a curated record. Bases 1 to 2112 code for a protein of 703 amino acids. Lineage: Eukaryota; Fungi; Ascomycota; Dothideomycetes; Mycosphaerellales; Mycosphaerellaceae. The transcript has a single exon.
AUGGACUCACCGUCAGCACAAAACGAAGCCAGUAUGGUUAAUCUGCCAUCAUCACCAUUCGUAUCCGAAAUGGACCAAAGCCGGGUCGCCAGCAAGACAUGGACCGCGCCAGAGGAAAUCGCUGAGAAGCUCGUCGAUGAUCUGUUUGGGACACCCGCCUCCAAAUCCAUGCACAACGCAGUCAUGGAUCUCCAAGAAGACAAGGAGAACAUGCCCGCCAUGAUGACACCCGAAAAGGCUGCUCCAGCGCCAGCAACCCCCGAAGCCAAAUCAACACGCACACCCGCAGAGUCUCCCAGCACCCAACAACGACGCGGCAGUGCAGAUUCCGACCUGAUGCCUCCUCCACCUUCCACUCGCAAGACGCCCAAGAGGACUCCUUUACGGCCGUCUCGUAGCGCCGCCAAUACCCCUCGCGCUACGCUCAGCAGAGGCGAUUCCUUCGAAUCUCACACAACACACGUCCACUCCCAUACCAUGGACAUUCUAUCCUCCCACAAGACCGAGCAAUCAUCCUCUUCAUUUCAAGACGGUCUAGAUCUCCGUGCUUCUCAAAUGCCGGCUCAAGACCUGGCUAACAUGGACGACACUUGUUUCAGCGCCUUCUCGGAGAUUCCURAAAUGACUUUGUUCGCCAAACUCGGCCAGAGUCCGACAAAGACGGGCUUGCGUACACCCGGUCGAGAUGCCACUACACCACGUACCACCCGCAAGCGUCCUUCGCCAUCCCGAUCUCCCUCUCCCACUCCUCGACGACAAAAGACUCCCGCUUACGCAAAUGCGGACGGCACGACCAGCUUCCUCAUCGACUUCACCCAGCAAAUGGGCGACCUCUCCAACAUGGGCAGCUACCGUCAAAAUUCACCCGGAAAGUCUGAGCCGAACUUGCUACAAUACAUGAACUCUCAACGCUCUCCCCACAAGUCGACUCGCAACAGCUACGCCACGCCCAGCAAGCCCAACAACAUUCUCAACCUGCUCGACUUUGAGCUCCCGCCUGCUCCUACUCCUCGAUCCAUUCCUACCAUUACUGUCCGCGAGCUCGAAUCGCUCAAGUCUAGCUACCUUUCACAAAUCUCGUCUCUCAAGGCUACCCUGAGUGGUCGUGAGGCGGAGGUCGAGAGUCUGAAGCGUGCUGUGGGUGAUGCCGAGAGAAGAGUAGGUGAAGCGCAGGAGCAAGUUCGGGAAGAGCGAGGCAGGAGAGAAGACGCUGAAGAAGCAAAGGCGGGUUGGGAGAAACGUGGGCAGGAGGUUGAGCAUGUGUUGAAGAGUGUGAAAGAGGAGGUCUACCGCAGUGAAGCAGAAAAGGAAGAUCUCCAUCGUAAGGUGGAAGAGACGGAGCGUCUUGUGGCAGAGGCUGAAUCUCGUGCUGCCAAGGCUGAAGAACGCUUCGCCGAUGCGCUGGCUGCCAGAGGCGGGAGUGGUGACGGAGAGGAGGGCAUGUCUGCGACUGAAGAACAAGUCCAGCGUCUUGUUGCGGCGCAGWUCGACUCCAAGAUUGAGGCAGUCUCCCGCGAGCUCCAUUCAGUCUACAAGGACAAGCWCGAGCGCAAGGUCGCGACGUUGAAGAAGAGCUAUGAAGCGCGGAACGCCAUGAAGUGUGCGGAUCUGCAAAACCGGCUKGCCGAGCUGGAGAAGAUGAAUGAUGAGCUUGUGAAUGCUCGCGAUGCCACCUUUACUGGGGAGCGGUUCGGCGAGCAGAGGAGUGGAGAGGAGGCUGCUGUACUCAAAGCUGAGAUUGAAGCGCAGCGCGCUCAUCUCGCGAGAGUGGAGGAGGAAAUGCAGACUUCUCGAAUGCAGCAGGAGCAACUCAUGAAGGAACUCCAGCAGGAGAGGAUUGAGAAGGGAGACCUGGUGGCUGCUGUGGAUGAGAUGUUAUUAUUACAAUCUGAGCAAGGUCCAGCCAAGGGUGCGAUGAGUGUUGUGGAAGACUUUCGCAAAUCCAUCAGCCGGCCUAGCGGGUUGAAGGCGCCGGGCAGUAUGGCACCGCCGGAGAGUCGCAUUGGAGGUGGCAGUCGGAUUGGUGGUUUGGGCAGGUCAGGCAGCAAUGCAGGCAAGAGCAAGAUCAUGUCCAGUAUUGAGAAGAUGGGUCGGGCUGGAGGGCAUGAGUAG